AUGCCCCCGCCACACGAUAGGGGCGCGUCCGCCGCUCCCCGACAACCCGUUCUCAGCCCAGCGGCCGCCAAAGCCAUCGGUCGUACGCCUCUAACUCCCAAGAUCGCUUCCAAGGUCCAGCCUCAGGUCCAGCAGCCCGUCGUCACCCCGCUGGCUCGUCGCCGAAACGAAAAUGCCCCCGUCAUGCAGCCAUUCGGCUCCUCGGCCUACAAGGAUGAAUACGCCAGCCCCGUUUCCGCUUUCCUCAGCAACAACAUCACGCCACGUUCCGGCUCUCGUCAGAGCCGCGUUGACAGUGCUAACAGCACGCCGACCGGCACUCCGAACCACGAUCGUCUCGAUCCCGCCGAUUGGGAGGCAAACAAUGGCAGGUCCGGCGGGGGUAGCGAACAGCAACCACAACCACCACAACCACCACAGCAGCAGCCGCAGCUAAAACGGCAAUUCGUCACCUUCAGCUCGCCCGCAAACCAUCGUACUCCUCCCGAUACUAACACCACCAAUAACAACAAUCACAAGUUCUUCUAUGCCAGUGACGCCAAGGGUUCUCACCACCACCCUGCCCUGUCCCUGUCCAAACCCGCCGCUCCGCAGCAGAGAGGCUCUACUUUCCUCUACGCAAAUCCGAGCGCCGUCCGACGAAACCGGCCAAUGUCGCCGCCCCCCGUAUCCUCCCCGACCUAUGCACCCGUCAUUGCUCCUAUCCACGCCGCCCAGGAACCGCAAACCACAAGCAGCAAGUUCGUCUACGCAAAUGGUCUCCCUGACCUACAACCUGCUUUCCGACCCGGUUCGUCCGCCGGCUCCGCCGUAUCUUCUUCGACUUCCAAGCUCCCUACCCUCCGAACCCCCGCAAGCACACCGGGUGCAGGGUACCCCUUGGCACGACCGACAUCACCCAUCAAACAAAUCCACCAGCCGCCAGCGGUGUCAUCCCGGGGUUCUUCUAUCGCCGGCCAGACGACGCAGACCCGUCCACAACCGCAGCUCGUCGCCAGCCCGCCUUCGCUAGCUCCCACCUCAGCUGCCAAACGGCGUAUCAGCAUCGAGACAUCCCCUCAACCCGCCAGUCAUUCUCGUGAGGGUAGCAUCGGCGCCGGCGACGCCAUGAUCAUGUCCCACUUUAUGGCGUCCCAAGCCUCCCAAGCCGCUCACGCCUCUCAACCGCCUCAAACCUCCCAGGCCUCUUCCGGCGCGUUCUCCCCUGCCGCUCCGCCACCAGCUCCUAACCCUGUCAUGACGAUGGCCUCCAUCAUCCAGGCCACCGAAGACUUUGCCGAAUCGGACGAGUCGAAAGGGCAGAGUGAAUUGCAAAGUCCCACCAAAUCCACCCACUCGACCGACCCCCUCAACGAUCUCGUCGCCAAUGCCCGCCGCGAGCGUAAAGUGCAGGACCUGGAGAUCACGAACGCUUCCCUCGAGGCCAUCAACAGGUCGCUAGAACGCCAGCUCCGCAAGCAAACCGCCGAGCUGCGGCGAUAUCGUCGCCUUUCCCGCGCCGGGCGCAUCUCUUCCCUCGCUUCCAUUGCGUCCAGCCGUAUCCCGUCGAACUCGACCGUCGCCAGUGCCGUCCCCGGCGCGGAACCCGGCCUGGACCUUUCCGAUCUGAGCGAGGAAGAGGAGGAGGAAGAAGAAGAAGAAGAUGAUGACGACGACGACGCAGAUUCUCUUUACGACACGGACCCCUCCGACACCGAAUCCGCCUCGGGUCGGAGCCUCAAAGUCGACCGCCGCCGCCAGCGCGACGAACGCCGCCUGCAGCUCGACCUGACCAAGCACCGCGAGCUCUUGGUCGACAGCCAGAAGAUCAACCAAAGCAUAAAACGCUGCCUUCGCUGGACGGAGGAGCUCAUCAAGGACGGCAAGAAGGCCCUCGAGUACCACGUCCGUGUGAGCGACGUGGACCUGCCGCCUAGGGUUCUCGCGCCGCAGUACGAUGACGAGGAGGAGAACGAGCCCGACCUGGGUGUCAUCAAGGACGACGAUACCCCUGACGGAUACGGCGAGGAGAAAGGAAAAGACGAGAACUUGCAGCGGGGUGAUGUCCUCAUUUAUGACCCAAGUGCCGAUAUCACACCAAAGAUGAAAGAGAAGGACAGCAACUUAGCACCACAGUGGGGGAAGGAUCCGCAGGAUAGGGACAGCGGGAUAGAGCUGCCCAUUGACGGCGGGUGA
Messenger RNA from Sodiomyces alkalinus F11, 2175 nucleotides. RefSeq lists its product as hypothetical. The transcript has a single exon. NCBI's taxonomy places the organism in Eukaryota, Fungi, Ascomycota, Sordariomycetes, Glomerellales, Plectosphaerellaceae. Bases 1 to 2175 code for a protein of 724 amino acids. The record is from RefSeq and is a predicted model, not a curated record.